Branchiostoma floridae (Florida lancelet) is the source of this 12545-nucleotide messenger RNA. RefSeq lists its product as uncharacterized. The record is from RefSeq and is a predicted model, not a curated record. Lineage: Eukaryota; Metazoa; Chordata; Leptocardii; Amphioxiformes; Branchiostomatidae. Gene Ontology annotation, biological process: regulation of DNA-templated transcription; double-strand break repair via homologous recombination. The coding region runs from base 16 to 12474 and encodes 4152 amino acids. The transcript has 24 exons. Gene Ontology annotation, cellular component: nucleus.
CCACUCUGACCUGUCAUGAAGUCAACCAAGGCCAAGUGUCCACAUGGAGCGGAAGGAACCAUCUUCAGGAGGGUCCAGGGGGGACCAGCCUGCAGGAAACUUGACGUGGAGAUGUUCUCUGACCUGUUGUCUGAGGAGCAAGUCAGAGAUCUAGGUCCAGUGUCAGACACCUGGUUUGAAGACCUGACAGCUGAAGCCUUGUCAAGGGAUAGCAACACCAGAGUACAAGAUGAUCUUCAAACACCCCUGAAGAGUCAUCACCAUGGCAAUGGCCAAACAAACAUGGCUGCCACCCCAGUGCCUGAUGGGAAGGUUCCCUUCACCCCCACCAGCUGUUCUCCGUCCCUGUUCAGCCCUAAUGUCCCAGAAUGCAAUGGAACAGACCUGAGAAACAGAGUCAGGUCAGAGGUCAACGUUGGACAGUCCACACCAGUCCUUCCUCACACAGGGAGGAAAUUUUUUGGCUUUUCAGGUGUGAGUCAGCUGAGAACAGGAGAAAACCCAGGGUACAUCCAGUCUGGAGUAGGUCAUCUGAUGUGGGGAGGGGAGCACCACACCCCGGGGCACAUCCAGCCAAGUGUGGGGCUCUCCCCUGGGGUAGGGGGCAGUCCUCUACCCAUACUACCUGAGACAGACAGCUCUGUACUAUCAAGAAGACUUUUCAAGACUCCCCAGGGUCAUUCAAGUCAAGGAUUCUCCAGUGAACCAAUGGCAUCCAGGUUUCUGCCCACCCCUGAGCGCCUGACCAUGACCCUGGGAGCUGACCUGGACAGUUCUGCCCUGUCAUGGACCAGCUCCAUGGCAACGCCUGGCACUGCUGCCAUAGCAACGCCUACUGUUGCCAUGACAACAACAGAAGCUGCAGAAGAAAAUUUUGAUCUAGAAGAAGACGUCAACAUUGCUGCUGAUGGAAAGAAGCUUGCAAGGGCACUCUUCAUCCAUGGUGAAGAAGAAACAGGUGAAGAUCAUGUACAAAAACCACCUCCAGAUAAGUCUCCAUCAGAGGAAAAUACAUUUCCUACUCAACUUCUCCAGUCACAGAUGGACAUGACUUUGCCUCAAGAGUUUGGGACUCAAGAGUUUAACACAGUACCUGAAGAAACAACGGCAUCGAUUGGAACAACAAGGAAAAAGAGACACGAAAACAGUGACUCGAAUGACACUCAAGAAAGUAAAGUUCAAACAAAACUAUCAGAAAACGUUUUGAACCAGUCUCAGGCAAACUCCAGUCAAACCAGCAUCCAAGAAGAUGUGGACAAAACAUUGGACUUCCUCUUUGCCAAAUCAGAGAAGAGGAGUCAAAGGAAAGAGCCUCCACCCCCUAAGAGAAGAAAGUGGGACAGGCCAGCUAGUGAGACAGUAUCUGGGACCGUACCAUCAUUAGGGGAGACAGGUCCUGAUGACGCUAAAGACGGUCUUAAGUCAAGAACUGUCAGAAGUCAGCAGGAAGAAAAUGUUAGCUGCACAACCAAAGUGCAGUCUGAAACAUCAUGGCAUCAUGAACAAGAAACAACAGCAACCCAGAAAAGUGUGAAACCAUCAGAUUCUGCGGAAAACGCGAAAAGGGAACUCGCUGUCGGCUCUCCGGUCUCUUCUGUCAAUGUCGAUUUCUUCUCCCAGAUUUCUCCUUCGUCGCUGCAAGAAAUUUGCGAAGCCGCCGACAAGGCCGCAGAAAAUUCAGAGGAAUCUAGAACUGAAAGCUCCAGCAAUGGAUGUAAAAAAGAGCAUCAGAUUCAAUCCAGCACUCCUAACUACAAGUUUGAAGAAGAAGGAAUCGCUGAUACAAAAGAUUUCGGAAAAAUGGAAAGGCAUGACACAAAAUCCACAGAAAAGGAUAGAAAGUCUAUAGGAAGUGCUGCUUGUUCAACUGUGAUUGACGAUGAAUACUGUGACCGUCCGUCAGACAAAGACAGCUUCUCUGAGUCUCCACCUUUCGCUAACCCAACACAGGGCACACUGGAUGUCAUGAACGUCAGCUCACAAGUCUUGAAACAGCAAACGCAUGCUCAGGAAGGACACCUAGCAACUGAUGUCGGUACUGCAAAAGUAGACAAAACUGCACCUGGUACAUCAAAACAGCAGAAACAGUCAGCCACCCCAUCUCUUGUCUUCAAUCUUAAAGUUCCAACAAAGAAGGAUAGUCUCCAAGACACUCCCAAGUUCUCAGCAACAACUGUGAAUAGAGGAGGAUCGGCAAGGAGGUUUUUCUACCCAACGUCGUCACAGAUUUCCAAGUCUACACCAAAGACACUUUUUCCAACUAAUCAUUUGUCUAGAAAUCAGAAAGACUGUAAAGGGGCUGUUAAAGGUACUGCAGUUCCAAAUAUUGCUUUCAGUCCAUCUAUUAGACAGGGUGAAGAACUGAAGCCACAGAAAACAAGUGAUGUUGCAGACAAAACUUCUUCCAAGGCUUUCAAGUUGUCAGAAAGCACGUCUUCUUAUAGACAGCAGAACACAGCUGGAGACCACGCCAAGAAAGAUUUCAAACUAAACACUGAACAACCAAGCUAUGAAGCUGUGUGUGCCAAAAAUGCUUUAAACAAGCCUGCUAUGCUCUCUUCUUUGCACAACCAAAGCACACCAAACUACAAAAGACCUAGCAGCAAGUUGCCACAUUUGGGAGGUAUUACAAACAGAAGGGAAACUCCCAUUCACAACCAAACAGAAGAUAGGACAACCUGUGGCAACGAACUUGUGACAAGCUCCUUGUCAAGCUUUGGAGGGUUUCAGACAGCCUCAAGAAAAGAGAUAACAGUCUCUGAAGAUGCCAUGAAGAAAGCCGCAGCACUGGCUGCUGAAGUUGAUGCAGAAAUGGCUAAGACAAGUACAAACAUGUUCUCAGAUUCAACACAUGGUGGGACAGCUUCAAAGAAGGACUCUGAAUCCACAAAGCCUAUGAUUCACAAAGAAACAUUAUCUGGAGUGUAUGCAUCCUCGAAGGCACUAACAAAAGAUAAGAGUUUGGAGAAUGGCUGUGAGUUUGCAGGUUUUUGUACAGCUUCUAACAAGAGUAUUCAGAUCUCGGAGAAAGCCUUGAAACAAGCUCAAAACAUGGUGUCAGAAGUGGAAGAUUCUCUUCUAGCUGAAAUGGAAUUAGAACAAACAGACAGUACUAGGGAUGACACUUCUUUAAAUGACAACAGACCACCACAGGCUACUAUUAGCUGGAAAGUCGAUGUCAAUACAAGUGCACUAGAGACGGUUGUCAGAAAGAACACUAACAGAUCUAGACAGCCGCAGAAAGAGCUUGGACCCAAGUCAAACACAGGUCUUGGCGCCACCUCUUCAACUAAGAAGCCAUCUUCUUCCCUUGACAUACAAAAUGGUUGCUCAAGUGAAGCUAGUGGUCUCUUCAUUGGUAUUGUUGAAGGAGGGACAAAACAUCAUGGGCCAUUUCAAGAAAUCACUGGGUUCCAAAGUGCCUCUAAUAAACCCAUACAAGUGUCAUCAGAUGCAAUGAAAAGAGCAAAGACUCUCGCAAAGGAAGUUGAAUCCAGUAUGGCUACUGAGGCUCAGUGGGAAAAAGACCUGGACCAUAGUCCUUUCUUAAACUCCAAUGGUGUCCAAACGUCAAAAACAACUGAUGGAAGCACAGUAUCCUCUGUUGAAAGAAGUAAUUCUAAGGCUGUAACAGGCAAACCAGGGGACUUUGAAAGCACAAAGACAAGACAAAACAUAGGGACAAGUCAUUGUGAAUCUCUGCACACUACAGGCUUUAAAACCGCAUCAAGAAAGCCCAUACAGAUAUCAUCAGAUGCCAUGAAGAAGGCCCGAUCUCUAGCUACAGAAGUCGACGAAGGUUUAGCUACAGCGAGUUACAAGUACCAAUGCUUGGACCAUACCGUUAAACUGGACGUCACAGGUUUUACAACGGCCUCCAAAAAGCCCAUCAAAGUAGCUUCUAGUAGUAUGCAGAAAGCCAAGGCUCUGACAGUAGAAGUGGAGGCAAGCCUUCGUAUUAGUACUCCAGAUAACUUUAUCACUGACCAAAAUCCAUCAGCAGACUGUCCAGGUUUCAGAACUGCCUCCAACAAGAAUAUCUCAGUCUCAACUGCGUCCUUGCAGAAAGCCAAGUUGAUGUUAGCAGAGGUUGAUGAAGAAGACAUUGAUGUUCACGAACUAUCCAACAAUGAAAAUGGUUCAGCAAGGAAAUGCUCCAAAACAACAGCAACAGUAAAACAAGGUUUAGAAAGCGCCACCUAUCUGAAACCCAAAGGACUGCAGUCGUUCAGACCUCCAUCAAAAAUGCUGGGGCCACAAAAGUGUUCUGGACCAUCAGACUCCCGUGGAAGACAAAGAUCCCAAAGAAGUAAGGCCGGCAACAACUAUGUACUCCAUCCAAUGAGCACGGCUGUUGGGAUGCCUUGUAAACUGUCUCAGCCAAUGGAAGAAGACAGCAACAUGAAUGACAGUUUCCAUGACGACCGUCUGUUCUGUACCCAGAUGGUGUCGGCGGCAGAAGUGGCAGAGAGCACCUACGCCUUCCUGCAAGCAGAGAAAGAGGAUGGACACAGCGACAACUUUGGCUUCUCGGAACAUCUCCAAAACCAAGAGAAGACUCCAAGCCAUUCCAGGGGUGCAGAAAAAGUCAAUUGUGACAACAGCAAAACUAAGGAGGGAGAGAGUCAAAGUAGUUUGAGCAAUGACAGGCAAAGUAAAAUUGCUCGUGCACCGAAAACUGAGAGCAGUCACCUAAAAACUCUGAAAGCGGCUAGUCCAAAACAUACCAAAGUCCCUGCAGUUCAGAGUCAAUGUAAUAUCCCCAAAAGCUCUGAGCAGAAUGCAGUAACACAGAAAAAUGACAUAUCCAACCCUACAGAAGUACAAAACACCAGUGGUGAAGCCAUACAGGGAUGCACAGCUACCAAAAAGAAGGUAGAUACAAUGCAGAAGAAGUUUGGGACAAUUUAUGACAUGGUGAAAGAUGCAGAUACCACCUUGCUGGAUGAGAGCUUUGACCUAGCCUGGGGCCUUGUGGAUGAGAUGCUAUUGAAGGCUAUGGAAGCUUCGUCUGGAAAGUCGGAAGAAAACCACACGGCCGAACAAGACAAAACUCACUUUGAUCGUACACACUCUCUGGACAGUGGGUUGGGAGAGAGUAGAAUAAUUACAUCCCAGGAAAACAAUGUAUCCAUGACGUAUUCGAGUAGCCUUGAAUACUCAACACACUACAAUACACAUACUUCUGGAGAAGGUAGACAAAGCACUGACGAUAAGUCUGUGAAGAAACGUAUUCAGUACGAAGACAAGCCAUACAAGUCGUCUCAGUGCCCCUUUAUAACUGCAAGCGGAAGAAAAGUACCUGUCUCAAAAGAAGCACUAAAGCAUGUGAAGGAAAUGGCAAAAGAUGAACUCUUACCAUCUGAGGAAAUUUCUGUUCCUCUCAACAAGUUGUCAUGGCAUAACUCUCCAACAGAGGUCUCCCAUAUGAGUUUUAUGGAACAUCAAAGUGAGACCUUACCGGAAGGCAACCAAUUGGAAAGAGGUGAAGAAGUGGAUGCAUCCAACAAUGUAGGUUUCACCACUGCCCGAGGGAAGAAGAUCAGUGUUUCUAAGAAAUCUCUAGAGAAGGCAGAACACCUUUGGAAUAGUACAGAACAAGAAGAACAGAAACUUAAGAAAGAGAAAGCAUCUAUGUCAGGAGAAACGGACUGUCCAACAAUGUUUCAGGGUUUCCAAACUGCAAGUGGACACAGGGUCAAUGUGUCAGAUGCAGCACUGGCAAAGGCAAAGCAGAUGUGGAAGGAUACAGGAGAGCUUGAACAGGACAUGCCUGUUGGUUCUGCAGACAAUUGCUUACCCAAGCCAGAAGGGUUCAAAACUGCAAGUGGGAAAAGGGUGAGGGUGUCAGAGAAGGCACUGCAGAAGGCACAGCAAAUGUGGGAAGAAACAGAAGGACAACAAGACACUGUAACUUCUUAUAAAGUGAACGCUUGUUCUACAGAGUUCCGAGGGUUCCAAACUGCAAGUGGACACAAGGUAGCUGUGUCGGAGAAAGCACUACAGAAAGCUCAGCAAAUGUGGAAAGAAACAGAAGGACAAGAAGACACUGAAACCUCGAAAAUGAAUGCUUGUUCUACAGAGUUCCAAGGGUUCCAAACUGCAAGUGGACACAAGGUAGCUGUGUCAGAGAAGGCACUAGAGAAAGUACAGCAAAUGUGGAAAGAAACAGAAGGACAACAAGACACUGAGACUUCUAAAAUGAAUACUUGUUCAUUAGAGUUCCAAAGUUUCCAAACUGCAAGUGUAAAAAGAGUGAGAACGUCAGAGAAGGCACUACAGAAAGCUCAGCAGAUGUGGAAAGAAACAGAAGGACAACAAGACACUGUGACUUCUAAAAUGAAUGCCCGUUCUACAGAGUUCCGUGGCUUCCAAACUGCAAGUGGACACAACGUAGCUGUGUCGGAGAAAGCACUGCAAAAGUCACAGCAAAUGUGGAAAGAAACAGAAGGACAACAAGGCACUGAAACCUCUAAAGUGAAUGCUUGUUCUACAGAGUUUCGAGGGUUCCAAACUGCAAGUGGAAAAAGAGUGAGAACGUCGGAGAAAGCACUACAGAAAGCUCAGCAAAUGUGGAAAGAAACAGAAGGACAAGACACUAUGACUUCUAAUAUGUUUGAUACGGCAAACAAAAACUUUGACCAACAAAUGGACAACUCAAUGACUUAUGCAAAGUUUGGAGGGUUCACAACUGCAGCAGGGAAACACGUACAAGUGUCCAAACAGGCAUUGCUGAAGGCAAAACAACUUUGGAAUCAAACAGAUGAAAACUCUUCUGGUCAACACAAGGGAAACAAUUCAUCAGGAUUCCAGGGUUUUCAGACUGCAAGUGGUACAAAGGUGGACAUUUCAGUCCAGGCAUUAUCAAGAGCUAAAGAGCUGUGGAGGGAUACAGUUGGUGAUUCAAGCGAUGAGGCUAAGGGUGUUGAUGUCACAGAAGAAAGUAGCCCAAAAUGUACAGGGUUUCAAACUGCAGGAGGAAGAAAGGUGCAAGUUUCAGCAGGAGCUUUACAAAAGGUAAAGUUGCUUUGGAAGGAUAACGACAUUGAAGAGACUAGUCUCGGAAAGUCUGUGGAAACAUUGGAUUCUGCUACUUUCAACGAAGAAAUCCUCAAAGAGAAAGAUGUUACGCAGUCUUCGAAAGACGAGUCAUUUGUUGGAUUUAAAACUGCAAGCGGUCAUACCGUCAACGUUUCGGAAACUUCUCUGCAACGUGCAAAGCAAAUGUUUCAGGACGGCGAUGAAGUAAAUGCUAAGACUAGCCCAAACAAAGGGCCAUUUGAGGAAUCUGCACCAUCUGAGUUUCAAAGAUUCAAGACUUGCAGGGGACAGGAAAUUGGGGUCUCAAAUAAGUCUCUACAGUUUACUAAAGAGAUGUGGAAGGAUUCGGAAUCAGAUUUCAACCAUUCGUGUGAAUCAGCAAUGCUGAACCCAGAAUGUGGUGAAAAGGGUACCACUAUGUUCAGGGGCUUCCAAACGGCAAGAGGUCAGAAGAUAAAUGUAUCAAAAGAAGCACUGGAAAAGGCAAAGGCACUGUUUUCAGACGAUGCAUCUCCAACAGGAAGUAAUACUCCUAAGAAGCGGCCACCCACAAAUCAGGAAAAACUCAGCAAUGGUGCAAAAUACAAAGGUUUUCAAACUGCGAGAGGGCAGAAGAUAAAAGUGUCAGAAGACGCCCUACGAAAAGCAAGAGCUCUUUUUUCUGAUGAUGUGGAAGAGGAAACUACAGGCCAAGAAGGAACUCAGAGCCUAAAAGUGGAAAGUGCAAAGGAUGCAAACGCUUCAACGUUUCGGGGUUUUCAAACUGCGAGAGGGCAGAAGAUAAAAGUGUCAGAUGACGCCCUACGAAAAGCAAGAGCUCUUUUCUCUGAUGAUGCCAAUGAGGAAACUACAGCACUAGAAGGAAUUCAGGGCACAGAAGUGGGAAUUGCCAAGAAUACAAACAAUUUAACAUUCAGAGGUUUUCAAACUGCAAGAGGGCAGAAGAUAAAGGUGUCAGAAGACGCCCUGCGAAAAGCAAGAGCUCUUUUCUCUGAUGAUUCCAAAGAGGAAACUACAGGCCAAGAAGGAAUUCGGAGCCCAAAAGUGAGAAAUGCAAAGGAUGCAAAUGCUUCAACGUUCAGAGGUUUUCAAACUGCAAGAGGGCAGAAGAUAGAAGUGUCAGAAGAUGCCUUGCAAAAGGCAAGAGCUCUUUUCUCCGAUGAUGCCAAUGAGGAAACUACAGGCCAAGAAGGAAUUCAGAGCCCAAAAGUGGAAAGUGCAAAGGAUACAAAUGCUUCAACGUUUCGGGGUUUUCAAACUGCGAGAGGGCAGAAGAUAAAAGUGUCAGAUGACGCCCUACAAAAAGCAAGAGCUCUUUUAUCUGAUGAUGCAAAAGAGGAAACUAUAGGCCAAGAAGGAAUUCAGAGCCCCAAAAUGGAAAGUGCAAAGGAUGCAAAUGCUUCAGGGUUUGGUGGUUUUCAAACUGCGAGAGGGCAGAAGGUAGAGGUGUCAGAUGACGCCCUACGAAAAGCAAGAGCUCUUUUCUCUGAGGAUGCCAAAGAGGAAUCUACAGCACUAGAAGGAAUUCAGGGCCCCAAAGUUGAAAGUGCAAAGAAUACAAACACUUCAAUGUUCAGAGGUUUUCAAACUGCGAGAGGGCAGAAGAUAAAAGUGUCAGAUGAUGCCCUACGAAAAGCAAGAGCUCUUUUGUCUGAUGAUGCCAAAGAAACUACAGGCCAAGAAGGAUUUCAGAGUCCCAAAGUGAAAAGUAUGAAGGAUACAAACACUUCAAUGUUCGGAGGUUUUCAAACUGGUAGAGGGAAGCAAAUUGAAAUAUCAGAGGACGCACUGCAAAAGGCUCGAGUAAGACUAUCAGAAGACAAGUCUAUGGAACUCGGUCCAGGGUUUUCUGAAAGGACAGCCGAACAGUCGCCUCUACAGACAAGAACUGUUCCUAGUGUUUUGUCAUCUGAAAACAAUGUGCACAGAUAUGUUAGGAAGCUUGGAGUACCACAAGUUGUUCCACAGGACAAAGAGGAACAGUUGUACAGCGAUAGAAGUGCCAGGAAAAGAACACUGACUUCAUCAGAUGCAACAGCUACUUUGCCUCCAAGUAAGAGACAGCCCCCCUCCCCUGCUGGUUACCAGACACAACACGUGGGACACAGACAGGCUUUCAGGCCUCCACUAGCCACUCAUCCUGAAGGUGUGGUUCAUGAUCGCCAUGGUUUCUCUGUCCGCACCCGACUACAGCCGCUCCACUCAAAGCCUCGGCAGGACUUCAGAAGACCACCAAGCCUGCCCCAAGCAUCACGUCAACCUCUGGUAUCCACGCCACAACCACAGGACUCCACAGAGAACUCCUUCAGAACUCCAUUCAAAUCUCCAUCCCCCAAAGUCUCUGCACCUGUCAAAGCAAAACCAGGAGGAGAGGAUGGACAAACAGAAGAUUUGUGUCAUUCUGCUGCAUGUACCACAAAAGAUAAUACACAAGACAGCCAGGAAGCUAGCCAGGAAGCAUGUAGAGAUGAUGGCGAUAUAUUUGACAAAGUCACAGAACCUCCAGGAAAAGUUCAGUCUUUGAGAAGGGCAAGAGAAGCUCAGACUCUAAGGAUAGCUCAGAAAAAGAAACAAGUGAUACGUCCAGAGUAUGGCAGCUUGCUGCAGAAAAGACUGACACAGGCCAGGGUUGGAUUGAGGGAAGCGGUCUGUGGCCAAACUCCAGGGUGUUAUACAACAGAGGAGUUGUAUUCCUAUGGAGUUGACCAGUCCACGUGUACUGUGACAUCAGAGACAGCAGAGUCGUACAGGUUUUUGUGUAGAGACCACGUCAGCUCUGCCACUGUGGAGGAGGGAGAGGGCAUCACACUAACAGAUGGAGGGGUGCUGGUACCACUGGAGGAUGGCACUGCAGGGAAGGAGGAAUUCGUCAGUGCCCUGUUGGACACCCCAGGUGUAGACCCUAGCCUGGUGACUCCAGAAUGGAUCCAUAACCACUACAGGUGGAUCGUGUGGAAACUAGCCGCUAUGGAAACAGCCUUUCCUGUACAGUUUGGUGGAAGAUGUCUAACCCCUGACCAAGUUCUAAUGCAGCUUAAGUACAGGUAUGACAGGGAAGUGGACCUGUCACAAAGAUCAGCCCUGAAGAAGAUACUUGAGAGAGAUGACACCCCGUCCAAAACCCUGGUCCUCUGUGUGGCCAGGGUCAUCCCUCCGACUAGUGGUCAAGACUGCACCAGUGGCCAGGACUCCAAAAAGGUGCCCCAGAAGGAGACCAUUGUUGAGCUGACCGAUGGAUGGUAUGGAAUAAGAGCAGCUCUGGACCCCCCUCUAGCAAGAUUGGUAGAGUCCAAACGUAUCUACGUGGGCCAGAAGCUGUGUGUGUCUGGAGCAGAACUGGUUGGAUCGCAAGAUGCGUGUUCGCCUCUUGAAGCCCCUGCCAACCUCGUACUGAAGCUGUCCGCCAACGCCACUCGCCGUGCUCGCUGGGAUGCCAAGUUGGGUUUCCAUAGCAACCCGCAGCCAUUCCCAAUUAGGCUGGGUUCCCUGUGCCCAGAUGGAGGGAUGGUGGGGUGUGUGGAUGUUACAGUCCUCAGGAGUUAUCCCAUGCAGGUGAGUUAUACAGUUAGGCAGGGUUCCCUGUGCACAGAUGGAGGGAUGGUGGGGUGUGUGGAUGUUACAGUCCUCAGGAGUUAUCCCAUGCAGGUGAGUUAUACAGUUAGGCAGGGUUCCCUGUGCACAGAUGGAGGGAUGGUGGGGUGUGUGGAUGUUACAGUCCUCAGGAGUUAUCCCAUGCAGGUGAGUUAUACAGUUAGGCAGGGUUCCCUGUGUGCAGAUGGAGGGAUGGUGGGAUGUGUGGAUGUUACAGUCCUCAGGAGUUAUCCCAUGCAGGUGAGUUACACAGUUAGGCAGGGUUCCCUGUGCACAGAUGGAGGGAUGGUGGGGUGUGUGGAUGUUACAGUCCUCAGGAGUUAUCCCAUGCAGGUGAGUUAUACAGUUAGGCAGGGUUCCCUGUGCACAGAUGGAGGGAUGGUGGGAUGUGUGGAUGUUACAGUCCUCAGGAGUUAUCCCAUGCAGGUGAGUUAUACAGUUAGGCAGGGUUCCCUGUGCACAGAUGGAGGGAUGGUGGGGUGUGUGGAUGUUACAGUCCUCAGGAGUUAUCCCAUGCAGGUGAGUUAUACAGUUAGGCAGGGUUCCCUGUGCACAGAUGGAGGGAUGGUGGGGUGUGUGGAUGUUACAGUCCUCAGGAGUUAUCCCAUGCAGGUGAGUUAUACAGUUAGGCAGGGUUCCCUGUGCACAGAUGGAGGGAUGGUGGGGUGUGUGGAUGUUACAGUCCUCAGGAGUUAUCCCAUGCAGGUGAGUUACACAGUUAGGCAGGGUUCCCUGUGCACAGAUGGAGGGAUGGUGGGGUGUGUGGAUGUUACAGUCCUCAGGAGUUAUCCCAUGCAGGUGAGUUAUACAGUUAGGCAGGGUUCCCUGUGCACAGAUGGAGGGAUGGUGGGGUGUGUGGAUGUUACAGUCCUCAGGAGUUAUCCCAUGCAGUACAUGGAGAAGUACCCCAGUGGCAGCAGCGUGGUGAGAAGUCGCCGUACAGAGGAAAAGGCAGCCCGAAAACACGAGGAGGACAGGAACAGGAGGAUGGAGAAACUCUACUCACAGAUACAGGACAAGUUUGAGAGAAGGACAGCAGGAAAAGGUAAGGAAACACACAGGAGGACAGGAACAGGAGGAUGGAGAAACUCUACUCACAGAUACAGGACAAGUUUGAGAGAAGGACAGCAGGAAAAGGUAAGGAAACAUGAGGAGGACAGGAACAGGAGGAUGGAGAAACUCUACUCACAGAUACAGGACAAGUUUGAGAGAAGGACAGCGGGAAAAGGAUCCAGUGUAGGCCGCAGGCGCAAGUCUCUCCACCUGAAGACAGAAGACAUUGAGAACCUACAGACUGGUCAGGAGAUAUACGAGGCUCUGCAGGGGGCUAUGGACCCAACAGAAAUUGAGCAAUGCCUAAGCCCUACACAGCGGUCCCGUCUGUAUGACCACCAGCGCAGUUUGCAGGCAGAACAACAGGGGGAGCUGCAGGCAGAGUUCCGUAAGGCCCUACAACAGCUGGAUGAUGAGAUCCCAGUACAGAGGAAUGUAGUGGCCAUGUAUAGAGUCAGGCUGGCUGACUACCAGAAAAAAGAGUCAGGAAAUACAGAGCUGACCCUAACGGUUUGGCGACCCACAGACCAUGUGAUGGACAUGCUGAAGGAGGGAAAAAGACUCAAGAUCUUCCACCUGUCCACUUCUGCUGCAAGGAACCAGGUCCAGCUGGCCAGCACCCGUACCACCAGGUACCAAGACUUACCCGUAGAACCCGGCACCCUGGCAGAGGUGUACGUUAUUAUUACUAUUAAUGAUAUUACCAAUGAAAAUAUUUGGUGUAUAAUUUCAGGAACCAGGUCCAGCUGGCCAGCACCCGUACCACCAGGUACCAAGACUUACCCGUAGAACCCAACACCCUGGCUGAGGUGUACGUUAUUAUUACUAUUAAUGAUAUUACCAAUGAAAACAUUUGGUGU